Messenger RNA from Aphanomyces astaci, 2118 nucleotides. RefSeq lists its product as hypothetical. NCBI's taxonomy places the organism in Eukaryota, Oomycota, Saprolegniomycetes, Saprolegniales, Verrucalvaceae. The record is from RefSeq and is a predicted model, not a curated record. Bases 1 to 2118 code for a protein of 705 amino acids. The transcript is spliced from 8 exons.
AUGGGAAAGGAUCUCGAUGACGUGUCUGAGGGCGAAUGGAUUGCGUGGUUCAAGCAAGGUUACGACGUCGAUCCCCGGGCCCUGGACACCCUGAAGAAGCGGAUUAACGCUGCUGUUGUUUUUGAUAUGUCGAUCCCGGCCGCGGAUUCUCGGAUCGGACGAGUGGGUGAUCGGGAAGAGAGCCAGGCGAUCGUGAAGAUCAUCACGGACGCUGCCAAGCCUGCGUCGCUACACUGUGCCGUUACCGAGCAGAUGGCGUUGACGCGAAACAAGCCUUUGAAGAAGGAUGUGUACCGUUUCGUGCGCUGGUUGCGGGAAUAUGCGAUCGGACAUCGACAGCGAAGGGAUGGUGUGUGCAACGCCAGAGCUGGGAAAUGCGACGAUGGUCCGGAGCGUAUUGUCCUGGAAGCCAAGGUGGCCGAGGCGGCUUCCGCGGGCAUGCCAACAGCAGCUGUUGAGCAGCUCCGAAACGUAUUGAUGGAGUUCCGAGACGUGUUCCGGCUGAAGUUCGGGAGAGACCCGCCACUGAAAAUGGAACCGUUGAAGGUGCGCCUCAAGAAAGGGGUUGUGCCGAUCGCGCUGGGCCUCGGCCCCGAGGAUUGGGUAUUUGCAGCUGUCCUCACACCGGACUCCCAGGAGUAUUACUCCUUCAUGACUCCCGUAGGGGUUGUGACCCCGACCCGAGUCCUGAUGGGCCAGACCGAUGCGUUGGAUUAUUUGUUGGGGUAUGCCCAGACCACGGACGUGUUGUUGCACCUACUGCGUAAAGUGCUUGAGAUCUGCCAAGCCUACGGACUGAAGUUGCACCCGGGAAAGAUUUCGGCGGACGGCGUGGCGCAUGCUCCGGAACGGAUCCAGGACCUGUGUGAUUUGGGGCCGCCACAGGCGGCAGCGGAUCUCCAGCAGUUACUGUGCGCCACGAACUGGAUGAGGGGGAAUAUCCCGCAGUACACGGAGCUGGUAGCCCCGUUCAUGAAGCAGUUGGAUAUUGUGGCCAAAGCGGCCGACUCCCGGAAGAAGACGGCCUUGAUGCGUGUUGCGCUGAGUUCUGUCGGGUGGUCCGGGGACCACCUGGAGUGUUUCGACCGGUAUGGCCCCGUUGUCCCACCGGACCCAGACAAGAUGCGAGGGGUUCUGAGGAGCUGUUGCGACACAGAGGUCCCGGUCGAGGAUCUGGCCCUACCGGCGAGCGACCAGCGACAUGAACCAUUGGCGUUCCUAAGCGAAUCGUUCCGGGGAACGAGGGGGCGAUGGCCGAUUGUGGAGAACGAGGCGUUUGCAGUUGUCGAAUCGUGCAAGUGCCUGGAGUUUCUCCUGAUCCGCCCGGGAGGUUUCGGAUUGUUUACGGACCACCGGAACCUGGAGUAUAUAGUUAUCCCUCUAGGGUCGAACUCGAACAUGGCCAAGUACCAGACCCACAAGCUCCAGCGCUGGGCGCUGUCGAUGACGACGUUCCUGUACGUCGUGGAGUGUGUGGCCGGAGAGGAGAACCUUUGGGCGGAUCUCCUGAGCCGUUGGGAAAGUCCUCGUGGACCAGACCGGAGAUUUCCGGUGGAGUUCCGGAGUGCCCGGAUGUCCAGGCUGGCCCUGGUGUCCCUGUUACAGCACGAAGAUUUUGUGCGGCCGACGGCGAAUGCGAUCACGGAAUUGCAUCGCGGCCAUCCAACAUGUGAAAAAUACGCCUCCUGGAGCGCCGAGAAGAAGUGUUUUCUGACGGCAUCUGGAAAGAUUUGGAUCCCGGGAGAUGCAUUGGAUAUGCAAGUGCGUAUAUGUGUGGUGGCCCAUGCCGGCGUGGCGGGACACCGGAGAGUGGAAGCGACGACGGCAUCUGGACCCUUCCAAGUCGUGAAGGUGGUCUCCAACUACCUGGUAGAAGUCCAGCAGCUGGUGCCUCCGGGAGCGACGCCCCUGCACCAUGCGCGCGGGCUCCGCCUGUACUGUGAAGGCGGACGUGGAGUCAAUGAAGAUUUGAAGGCCCAAAUUGCGUUCGGCGAUGAAGGUUUUUACGUGGAAGACCUCCGGGACCUGCGUCUGCGAGAUGGGGUCUGGGAAGUCCUGAUCAAGUGGCUUGGCCUGGACGAUAUGGAGUCGUCCUGGGAACCGACCCUGUCGAUAUAA